AUGGCGUUCACCAAAUACAUCGUUCCAGCUCUGGCUAUUGCCAGUCUGGCGUUUGCUGAUAAGUCUUGCGAGGGAGACAAGACCAUUGAGAACCAAGAGGAUGCCUCUGGCCUCAGCAGCUGCUCUACCUGGGAUGGAGACAUCACCAUCAGCAACGUCGUCAACUCUGGCAUCAAGAUCGACGGUGUCCAGAAGAUCACUGGUUCCCUCAUCAGCAAGAACUCCAGCAUCACCGAGCUGUCUGCCUCCAAGCUCGCCACCAUCGGAGACUCCUUCACCAUCAACGCUUGCACUGCUCUGAGAUCCCUCCAGUUCGACUCUCUCACUGCUGUCAAGUUCGUCAACUUCGAGGCUCUUCCCAAGCUCCAGUCCCUCGGCUUCACCAAGGGUGUCUCCAAGGCCAACCGUGUCCGCAUCACCAACACUGAUCUCACCUCCCUCACCGGUAUCGAGCUCGAGGAUGUCUCCGACAUGGAGAUCACCAACAACCCUCACUUGACCGAGGUCAACGUCAACCAGAUCACCAAUGCCACUGGUUACAUCAACUUUGCUGCCAACCACAAGGACCUCAAGAUCAGCUUCCCCAACCUCCAGUCUGCCCACAACAUGACCUUCCGCAACACCAGCGGUGUCUCCAUCCCCUCUUUGGAGAAGAUGGACGGUCUCCUCGGAUUCUACUCCAACUUCUUCAUGGACUUCAGUGCUUCCAACUUGACUGGCACCGGUGACCUCGUCUUCGCUGACAACUCCAACCUUAACAACAUCUCUCUGCCAGUCCUCAAGACCGUCAAGGGUGCUUUCCAGGUCGCCAACAACACCAACCUCAAGGCCAUUGACGGUGUUCCAAAGCUCCAGACUGUCAACGGUGCUCUCGACUUCAGCGGUAAAUUCAACAAGGUCGAGCUCCCAGGCCUCAAGGAAGUCCGUGGUGACACCAACAUCCAGAGUACCGAGUCCUUCGGCUGUGAGCCAUUCGACAAGUUCAAGUCUGACGAUGUCAUCCGUGGUAAGCUCACCUGCCGCGAGAAGCAGACCAAGCCAAAGUCCGGUACCGACUCUGGCAGCGACUCCUCCACCUCCUCUGGCGCCGCCGACCCAUCCGCCCAGGCCCCAGCUGGACUCCUCAUCGGUCUUCUCGGUACUCUCCAGUUCCUCUUGUAA
Messenger RNA from Arthroderma uncinatum, 1161 nucleotides. Its product is annotated as ecm33. The transcript has 3 exons. NCBI's taxonomy places the organism in Eukaryota, Fungi, Ascomycota, Eurotiomycetes, Onygenales, Arthrodermataceae. Gene Ontology annotation, biological process: fungal-type cell wall organization. The record is from RefSeq and is a predicted model, not a curated record. The coding region runs from base 1 to 1161 and encodes 386 amino acids. Gene Ontology annotation, cellular component: fungal-type cell wall; plasma membrane.